AUGAAACCUCUGCUUGGAACCUUUUAUCUGUUGGGUAUGCUGGUUCCUGGUUGGUUGGGAUACGAUAGAUCCCUCACACAACAGAGACAAGAAGUUGUGGGUAAAGUAGUGAGUCCAUGGAGGAUCCUGGAGACAUAUCCUUAUAACAGAUACCACCCCAUGGGGGAGAUCUACCAGUGGAUGAGUGAGAUAAGGGAGAAGUACACGGAAGUGGUGACGCAGCAUUUCCUAGGAAUGACUUAUGAGAGCCGGCCCAUGUAUUAUUUGAAGAUCAGCCAACCAUCCAAUAACCCCAAGAAGAUUAUCUGGAUGGACUGUGGAAUUCAUGCCAGGGAAUGGAUUGCCCCUGCUUUCUGCCAGUGGUUUGUGAAAGAAAUUCUACAGAACUAUAAAGACAACUCAAGGAUAAGAAGGCUCCUUAAAAACCUGGACUUCUAUGUACUUCCGGUUCUUAACAUAGAUGGUUAUAUCUACACUUGGACGACUGAUCGGCUUUGGAGGAAAUCCCGUUCAUCCCAUAAUAAUGGCACGUGUUUUGGAACAGAUCUCAAUAGAAACUUUGAUGCAUCCUGGUGUAGUAUCGGUGCAUCUCACAACUGUGAAAGUUUAACGUUUUGUGGAACGGGGCCCAUGUCUGAACCAGAGACGAAAGCUGUUUCCAGCUUUAUCGAGAGCAAGAAGGAGAACAUUGCCUGCUUCCUGACUAUGCACUCGUAUGGGCAGCUCAUUCUCGUGCCUUAUGGCUACACCACAAAUAAAUCAAAUAACCAUGAAGAACUGAUCCAAGUUGGACAGAAGGCAGCAAAUGCAUUGAAAGCAAAGCAUGGAACCAAUUAUAGAGUUGGAUCGAGUGCAGAUAUUUUAUAUGCUACAUCAGGAUCCUCGAGAGACUGGGCUCGGGACAUUGGGAUCCCCUUUUCAUACACAUUUGAACUGAGGGACAAUGGUACCUAUGGAUUUGUCCUGCCAGAAACUCAGAUUCAGGCCACUUGUGAGGAAACCAUGGAGGCUGUGCUUUCAGUCCUGGAUGAUGUAUAUGAGAAAUACUGGUACACAAACAGUGCCAUAAAGGCAAAAUCUACUGCUCUGGUGCUGAGCUUGCUGAUGUCCGUCAUGUCUCUUCGCUAA
Budorcas taxicolor (takin) is the source of this 1128-nucleotide messenger RNA. RefSeq names its product carboxypeptidase O (gene CPO). Gene Ontology annotation, biological process: proteolysis. Gene Ontology annotation, molecular function: metallocarboxypeptidase activity; zinc ion binding. Lineage: Eukaryota; Metazoa; Chordata; Mammalia; Artiodactyla; Bovidae. The coding region runs from base 1 to 1128 and encodes 375 amino acids. The transcript has 9 exons. The record is from RefSeq and is a predicted model, not a curated record.